Esox lucius (northern pike) is the source of this 1495-nucleotide messenger RNA. RefSeq names its product malectin (gene mlec). Gene Ontology annotation, cellular component: membrane. The record is from RefSeq and is a predicted model, not a curated record. NCBI's taxonomy places the organism in Eukaryota, Metazoa, Chordata, Actinopteri, Esociformes, Esocidae. The transcript has 6 exons. Bases 572 to 1441 code for a protein of 289 amino acids. Gene Ontology annotation, molecular function: carbohydrate binding.
ACAAUUACAAACUGCCAUUAUGUUAAAAUGCGUACUACUAUCGACUACAUCCCGAGAUGACUGUGUGGUCAUCUUCCGCGUUUUGCAAAGUGGGUUGCACCUCAACCAAACCUUCAGUUCAGAAGUGAAAGUUGAUAUACUUCAGUUUGGCGCUGAGGUAUACAGUAACGGUUUUAAUAAACUGAUUCGUGAGAAACCAAUGCAUUUACCAUGAAUAUGCUUAACUUUCUAUACAUGUCCACAAAUCGUACCAUGUGAUUGGGUGUCUCUUCAGUCGCCCACACCCUCUACAGUGAACCAGCAUGUUAGUUCACACCCUCUUUCUCUCUUCAGCCUGCAACCUGCAACUGCUUCGGCUUUCAUCCACUGUGUACCUCUAUGGAAAUUAAUGUCAGUCAUAUUAACAGUAAGACUAAACAAACGGUCAUUACUGUCGAUUAGAACUGCAGUGUAGAUUGUUGUCUGGACUGCCGGUAUUCGAUAGACAUUUACUGGAAACAUUAAAAGUUUCACCAAGGAUUUUUCAAUUUUCCUUGGGCCAACUGCUGUGUGUCUGCUUGUAACAAGCUGUAUGGCAAUGGAGCGGGUAACGGUGCCUUUGGUCAUCGGGCUGUUCGUGGCGGUGUUGUCGCUGCUGGCUGAACACUGUUUGGCUGAUGGCGGGGGCCCAAGCCUUGCCGAACGAGUUAUUUGGGCAGUGAACGCAGGCGGGGAAGCUCAUACAGACAUGCAUGGCAUACAUUUCAAGAAGGAUCCUUUGGAAGGAAAACUUGGAAAAGCUUCAGAUUAUGGAAUGCGUCUGCCCAUUCUGCGCUCAAGUCCUGAGGACCAGAUUCUCUACCAGACAGAACGCUACAAUGAGGAUACUUUUGGCUAUGAGGUGCCGAUUCGUGAGGAAGGAGAUUAUAUACUAGUAAUGAAGUAUGCAGAGGUCUACUUUGCUCAGUCUCAGCAGAAGGUAUUUGAUGUGCGUCUUAAUGACCAUGUGGUGGUGAAAGACCUGGAUAUUUUUGAUCGGGUGGGUCACAGUACAGCUCAUGAUGAGAUAGUGCCCUUUUCCAUACGCCGAGGUAAGCUCAGUGUCCAGGGGGAGGUGUCCACCUUUAACGGAAAGCUCACUGUGGAAUUCGUCAAGGGUUAUUAUGACAACCCCAAGGUCUGUGCUCUAUACGUGAUGAAAGGGACAUUGGAUGAUGUACCAAAACUCCAGCCUCACCCUGGACUGGAGAAACGUGAAGAACUUGAAGAGGAGGAAGAAGAGGAGAUCGAGGCAGGAGAGGAGGGUGGUAAGAAGAGUACCUCAACAGCUCCCAAGUACAGGGUCCAGUCAGGCCCCAGAACACCGAACCCAUAUGCGGCCGACAAUAGCAGCCUCAUGUUUCCUAUCCUGGUGGCGUUCGGAGUGUUCAUCCCUACACUCUUCUGCCUCUGUCGGCUGUGAGAACGUUAGAUAGAGGGGAACGGGGGGAACAUGAUGGACAAGAGACUGUGAAGG